Anopheles stephensi (Asian malaria mosquito) is the source of this 1374-nucleotide messenger RNA. RefSeq lists its product as uncharacterized. The record is from RefSeq and is a predicted model, not a curated record. The transcript is spliced from 3 exons. Bases 89 to 829 code for a protein of 246 amino acids. NCBI's taxonomy places the organism in Eukaryota, Metazoa, Arthropoda, Insecta, Diptera, Culicidae. Gene Ontology annotation, cellular component: transcription regulator complex; nucleus. Gene Ontology annotation, biological process: regulation of transcription by RNA polymerase II.
CUUGCUGUCAACUGGAAAACAUCGCUACUGACAGGCUAGCGUAUGCAAAUAGAGGAAUGUUUACAGUGUUUACAAAAUAGCCCGAAAAAUGACCUUCGAGGAAGAUUUGAUUGCAAAAGUUCGUGCAAAUGAGGUGCUGUACAAUGUGAAAAAUGUGAACUACAGACGGAAAACGGACAAGGAUCGGCUGUGGCAACAGAUUGCCUAUGAAUUAAACUCCUCAGUGGAUGCUUGCAAGCGACGGUGGAAGAGCUUGCGGGACAAGUACAUCAAGCUGAGCCGCGUGGAACAGUCGGCACGGGGAACGUCCGAUGAGGAGCACCCGAAGAAAUGGCGAUACUACGACAGCUUGACAUUUCUCCAGGGAUGCAAAGCAACACUAUCUACCAGCCACUUCCUAGAGAACAUGUAUCUCAGCGAGGAUCGAUUUAUAGACAUCAAGUGUGAGCAUCCGCUAGCGCGACCAUUCGGGCGCGAUGAUACCACGGUGGCCGGCACCGUAGAUGCGCUCAGUCCCGGAAUCGUAUCAGGUGAACGGUUUACAAUAACCGAAUCCCGUGGCCUUACCACGGGGACACACGAGCUGUCGAGCGGUGCCAGUAGUGGAAGCCGCAAGCGCGACCUAGAUCUCAUCGAGUCGGAGUGCAUCAAAAUCAUCCGGUCGGCGGCAGAAGCGAUGCAAAUGGAAGCCAAUUCCCACAUUCGCCGAAGCAGCACGCAGCUCCUGUUUGAAGCAUUGGCACAGCGAAUCGACGAGGCGAAUCUUCCGGCCAGCCGACUCAAUGCCAUCCAAACAGCCGUCACCAAUCUGGUGUACUCGUCCUUAUGAACGGCACUCGAAAGGAGAUUUAGAGCUAACCAGUAAGCUGCUGUUUUGCAAUCCACCGCAAAGCUGCAAUCGGAGGUAAUUGGUAGAGAAAUAGCAGUGGAAACGUUUUUAAAUUUAAAUCUUAGCAAUGAACGAUGCUUGCAAGCCAUGCACAAAACAUGCAUUGGGGAUGAGGGGUUUUUUGUCCCCCAUAAACCUCAAACCGCUGCAAAUUAUAGUGCUCUCUUUGGCUACGGGAAUCGAAGGCGGAAAAGCCGAAACGGAUGAUUGUAUAAGUUUAGCUUGUUAGGUUAUCUCCAUUAGCUUUAGACACGCUCAUUUUUAGAAAAUGUUUUUUCUAACGUUUGACCGAAUGUAUUCAGCAACGAAAAAGAAGAAGGGAAUAUUGUUUGGCAAACAAUGCAAAACAAACGCGUAUGGCUCCUGUUUACUUACUUAUUUGUUUUACGCAUAGUAUAGCAGCAUCCCGGUACAACAAUCUACGACGAUAUGUAACGGCUACUAAAGGCAAUAAUAAAGCGUAUGUUAUAUGUGCUUUUAAACUA